AUGGCCAUUAAGGUAGACCUUGAGAAAGCCUACGAUCGUUUAGAAUGUGAUUAUAUUGAAGAUACUCUCAACGCGGUUGGUUUACUUGAGAAGUUCAUUAGUCGGAUCAUGACUUGUGCGAUUGAAGAGAAAAUGGAUUUAGGUGCUUGGAAACAAAUUCGUCUUUCUCGUAAUGGUCCUGGUUUGUCACAUCUUUUCUUUGCAGACGAUGUAGUGUUAUUCGCAGAGGCCUCUACAGAUCAAAUUAAUGUUAUUAGGGAAGUACUUGAUCGUUUUUGCGAGGAAUCAGGUCAUCGAAUUAGUGUGACAAAAACUCAAUUUUUUUCUCUAAAAACAGCCCAAGGAGUAGGAGAAACAACAUUGCUCAGAGCUUUGGGUUUGAGGUCAGUGAUUUGGGAAGGGUGGGCAGCGAAAUCUCUCUCGCUUGUUGGAAGAGUAACUCUAGCUAAAGCGGUUCUUCAAACAAUCCGGACUUAUGUUUUGCAAUCUACAUGGAAUCUGGAAAAUUAUGCGAGGAAAUUGAGAAAAUCAUUAGCCGUUUUGUUUGGGGUUCGAUGGAGGCAUGGUAUACAUGACUUGUAUCGUCAAAAUAAGGCAUUCUUGUUAAAAGUUGGUUUUCGAUUGCUUACAAAACCAGAUAAGUUGUGGGUUCAAGUUAUACGUUCCAAGUAUAAGUGGGAGGACCCAUAUCCGUUGACUUUACGCCAUGGCAGCGGAUCUCAACCAUGGAAAGGUCUUCAACGUAUUUGGAAUGAUUUUAGUAAUAUUUCCUGGAACGUUCGUAAUGGACAAGAAAAGGAUUUUUGGUAUGAUCAUUGGUUGGAUGCUGAAGAUAGACUAGUCUUCUCCUAUACAGGUUCGACCUCGCCAAAUCCAACUCCGGUGUGCGAUAUGUGCCUUCCUUCAGGAACUUGGGACUGGGGUAAACUAUCCACUGUUCUCCCUGAACACAUCUUACAGCGUAUUGCGGCUGUCCAACCACCACAGGCUAGUUUCGGACCUAAUUUUCCGGGUUGGCGAUGA
Hibiscus syriacus is the source of this 1023-nucleotide messenger RNA. RefSeq lists its product as uncharacterized. The transcript is spliced from 4 exons. The record is from RefSeq and is a predicted model, not a curated record. NCBI's taxonomy places the organism in Eukaryota, Viridiplantae, Streptophyta, Magnoliopsida, Malvales, Malvaceae. Bases 1 to 1023 code for a protein of 340 amino acids.